UGAACAGAUCUACACUCGAUUGUCCUGGGUGAAACAGGAACAAACCACAGCUGGGUCAUCACAAAGGGAGCUGAGUCAUUACACUGAAAUUUUCACCGAGAAGAAGAAGAACGGAGUUGUAGCAAAGAGAAUUCUCGUGCAAGGAGAGACUGGAAUUGGAAAAACGACUUUCGUUAAGAAGCUGCUUGUAGAUUGGUCGAAUCUUGGAGAGGCGAAGAUGGAUGAAGAACGGAAAGAUGCACUGAGGAAGUUUGACGUCGUUUUUUCUGUUAAUCUCAAAGAAGUAUCCAAGUGCCAGACGUUUAAAGAAGUCUUAAGUCAGUCUCGUGUGUUUCCAGACGAUGAAACAUCUUCAGUUGACGAUCUUCUCAGUUACAUUGGUGAGAACCAAGACAAAGUUCUGCUUGUGUUUGAUGGCUAUGACGAGUACCGCACAGGCAGCGAAGCAGAAGAAAAGUAUGGCAGUAGAAGCACCUCUCCAAUCUACAAAAUAUUCCACGGGAAUAUUAUGAGAGACUGUACUGUCCUGGUAACCACUCGACCUUCACGUGCUGAUGAGCUGCAUGAACGUGCUGACAUACAUGCCGAGAUCACUGGGUUUAAUUGGUGUGAUAGAAAGGCCUUUAUGAUAAAGUUUCUGGAUAGCGAAACUGAGGGGGAUAGUCUAUACCAGUUCUUACUCGUGAGUGAUAUGGAAGACCUAGCAAGAGUGCCGUUACUGAAUCUCUUUUUUUGCUUGCUGUGGAAGGACGAAAAGGAAAAGUUGGAAGAAGGAUUGAAAAGAAAAACUGAAUUGUUUCAAGCAAUUUUAGAACACAUUUUACAGCACAGCCGCAAAAGGCAUUCUCCGUCUAAUGGCUCUAAGCUGAAAGUAACCGAUGACAACGAAAUUCUUACUGAAAUGGGAAAGGUUGCGUUGGAAGGUCUUCUUCGAGGUGAUCUGUUGUUCAAGUGUGGUCAACUUUCUGAGAAAGUUCGUGGUGAAGUGAGUAUCAUUGUUGGUCUUCUUCAAGUUUCUGAGUUUGGACCAAGUGUAGAACCAAAGGAGAUGGUGUCUUUUAUCCAUAAGAGUAUUCAGGAAUACUUGGCGGCGUGGUUCGUAACCUACAGAUGUGUUCCUGAAGGAAAUCUCGGUGGAAUUGAGCUGCACGCAUGUACUGUGAAGGAUUGUGAGGCCUUAGAGAAUGUUUUUCAGUUUGUUUGUGGGUUGUCCGACAAAGGAGCAGAGAAGGUUUUUGAGCACUUUUCGUCAGUUAGAACACGGGAUUUAUCAAUGACAAUACCUGAUGCAGACAACAAAACAGAUGUACCUCCAUAUGACCUCACUAAGGAGCACUGGCGGUUCAGUGACCUCGCUUUCAAUUGCUUUCGAGAGGUUAAAUCAAAAACUGAACUGUUGAGUGGUUUUUUGGAUUGCUUUGGUGGGAUCGUUCCUGUUCCCAACGAAGUACUACUUUCUCAAUUUAUGCCAAAUGUUAAAAACGUAUCUACAUUAGCACAUUCUCGUACUUUUGCUUUUCGUUUUCAUCCCCAUGAUGAACUCUCGAUCCCGAGCAAGUCGCUGGAGCAGUUUCUUAACUGCAUCCAUGGGUCCCUAAGAAUAACUGAAAAUACUGAAGUUCACAAAGUUAGCGACUUUCUUGAAGAUUUUCAGAGUAUAAGUGAACGCGGGGCUAACUGGGACAGCAGGUGCUCAUUUCAUUUCAUCCUCCGUUUCCGUAAUGGUGAGCUUCAGUUUUACAUAACAAAUUUGUUUCUGAACUGUGAUGACCAUGCCAGAUUAUUUACGGAAACUAGUGACAUUUCUGUUCCAUCUGUCGCCGCAAAUUUGAGUUUAAAAGAUUCUUGUCUUAAAUUUACAAGAUCUCUACAAUGGCGGCUCAAAGUACGUGCCGAAACUAUGAAAGGUCUUGGUACAGCCGUAAGAAACUGUAGACAUCUGAAUUGCAUCGACGUUGCAGCCACCAAAGAAUUGACACGUGGGAAUUGCAUCGUUAUUCGAGACAACGAAGACUCCGUCUGUCAUCUUCUGGAACAAGUACCAAACCCCAACAAGUGCUCAUUGAAGCUUGGCUCUUUCACUGCACCCGCCAACAGCCGUCUGAAAUAUUUUCGUGCAGUUCGCCUGACAUCAGCUGGAGCAGAGAGGCUUGCCAGUUUGUUACCACGAUUUAACAACGUCAGUGUUCUUAACCUUAGCCUUGUUGAUACAGAAGUAGAUGCGCUGAUUACCAAUAUCUCUCGCAAGUCUCUCAAGAUACUGAGACUGAGUGGAAUAAUCCUGACUCCAGCAGCAGCCACGACGCUUGGCCGGUCACUUCCUGAAAUGUCAUCCUUGGAAAGUUUCGAAGUAAUUGGGGUGAACGGAAGAAUUGUACAAAGUAAGGAAAUGGAGGCACUGUUUGACGGAUUUUAUAAAACAUUGCCUAUGGAGACGCUUGCGUUCAGCGGUUUCAGCGUGAAAGGUUGUCUUCCUGCGCUCGUCAAAAGCUUCCUCUUCUUCCCCAAUUUGAAAAAGUUGUAUGUUGGAAAAUUUAGUAUGGAUGAACAUAACCUGUUUGGCUUGCUGGAGAGCUUGAGUUUCAUUCCCAGUCUGAGAGUAUUGGACGUACAGGGCAAACGUCUGAGGUACAAACAUUCCUGUAGCGCACAAUUAAGCACAGUCAGCCGUUCUUUUGCACAUGAGAGUCUUGAGGAACUGGUACUGAGUGGUGUAAGUCUGAAUCCAACGGCAGCCGCGGCGCUCGGUCGGUCACUUGCUGAUAUGUCCUCCUUAAGAAAACUCAAAUUAAGUGGAAUGGAUAAAAAGAUGCUGCAAGCAGAGGAAAUGAAGGCGCUGUUUGGUGGAUUAAACAAAACAGUGCCAUUGCCCCCGAGUAGCCACCGCUUCUUUCCCAAUUUAUCUGAUCUGUGUCUGAAUUACGAACAUUCCUGUGGAGCACAAUUAAACACAGUCAGCCGUUCUUUUACACACGAGACUCUUGAGGAACUGGUACUGAGUGGUAUAUGUCUGAAUCCAACGGCAGCCGCGGUACUCGGUCGGUCACUUGCUGAUAUGCCGUCCUUAAUAAGACUCGAAUUAAGUGGAAUGGAUAGAAAGAUGCUGCAAUCAGAGGAAAUGAAGGCGCUGUUUGGUGGAUUAAACAAAACAGUGCCAUUGCUCCCGAACAGCCACCGCUUCCUUCCCAAUUUAUAUGAUCUGCGUCUUGGAAAGUUCAAUAUGGAUGAACAGCACUUGUUCGGUUUGAUGGAGAGUGUAAGGUUCAUUCCUAAUCUCUCUAGACUGUGCGUGGAGGGCAAACGACGGUGUCCUGCAGAUUUUAGCUCUACGGAAGUGAACACGGUGUUCAGUUUUACACACAAGACUCUCAGCGAACUGACACUGAAGGGAAUAAACCUGACACCAACAGUUGCCGCGAUGCUCGGUCGAUCACUUCCUAAAAUGUCGUCCUUGACAGUGCUUGAGUUAACUGGGGUGGAUGGAAGUGUUGUAGCAGCCGAACAAAUGGAGCGGUUGUUUGACGGAUUUAACGAAACAUCGCCAUUGACGAGGCUUCAUUUCAAUGGUUUUAGCAUCACGGGUUGUCUUGCUCCACUAACCAGACGUUUUUCUUCCUUUCCCAAUUUAGGAACCUUAGAGCUUUCAAACCUGAACAUGGAUGAGUGUGACUUGAGUGGUUUGCUGGGAAACUUUGAAUUCCUUCCUAAACUGACUACACUGAACUUGUCACGUAAUCCUCUCGGUCACGCAGUAACAUCUAUCGUGUCACACGUCAUCAACUUGCCAAGGUUAGAGUUUCUUUGGCUUGAGGGAUCUUGUUCUGAGGAAGAUUUGAAAUCUGUCGCACAGGCACUACCUGACCGUGUUGUCCUACACAGACCUGCUCGUUUUUUUAACUAAAGAAGUUGAAGACUUGUCCAUUGUAGGACAAAUGUUCAGUUUACAGACUAAUAGUAAAAGAUCGAGUUGGAGUAGGAAAAUCGUUAAUAUGGACUUGAAAUAAAUUGGCGAAGAAAUAGAUCGACGUAGUAGCGAAAAUUUUGCUUCGUGUAAUUUAUUUGUGAGAAACAUUUUUCACUAUCAGUAACAUAAUUUCAGCCACGAAGGAAUAUCAGAACGUAUGCUUGCUGUAAAGUUGUGAAGCUGUAAAUAUGUUUUAAUAUGAGUUGAAAUACAAAGCGUAGAGAGUGAAGA
Orbicella faveolata is the source of this 4195-nucleotide messenger RNA. RefSeq lists its product as uncharacterized. The record is from RefSeq and is a predicted model, not a curated record. Lineage: Eukaryota; Metazoa; Cnidaria; Anthozoa; Scleractinia; Merulinidae.